Molecule: messenger RNA, 3559 nt
Organism: Thalassophryne amazonica
Lineage: Eukaryota; Metazoa; Chordata; Actinopteri; Batrachoidiformes; Batrachoididae
Product: cingulin-like protein 1
Exons: 18
Coding region: 1-3198 (1065 amino acids)
Cellular component (GO): myosin complex
Source: RefSeq, a predicted model, not a curated record
AUGAAGUCCCACAGACUUGGUGGAACCCCAGACAGCAGUCUACAGAGGGGUUACCUGUCGCAGUGUAGCCCCGGGGGACGCCAUGAGGAUUUGUUUGGAGUGAGGGUGCAAGUCCAGGGGAUUAAAGGUCAGCCGUAUGUGAUUUUGAACAGUUCUGGCCAGGAGAGCCACAGGGAUGUGUCUGUCAUCACACACCAGGCGGGAUACAACCCAGGUGUGGCGAUGAGGCCUGUGGCUGACGGAUCACUUGAUAGACCAACUGGGAAGUACAAACAGUCUCCGUCUAAUUCAGCAGGUUCCAACCAGUUUCACUAUCAAACACACCCAGAGAUUCUAAGUCCUUAUGACCCUCAGACUAAUAACCUCACCCAACUCAGUUCUUCAAAACUGGCUUCAGCUGCCUAUUUGGGACAACUACAUUCUGGCCUUUAUCAUGACACCAACCAGGCUCCUAAUGGGACCAAACCCAGGAUCCCUCUGCCCGCUGAGUCUCCAGGAGGAGACCAGGAGGAGGCAGCACCUGCCUCAGCAGGUCAAACCCACGCAAGGUCCCCAAACUCAGUGGACACAGACCCGUUCUUAUCUGUGGGGAAGCUAAUAAGCCAGUUCAAUAGCUCCCAGCAGAGAGGGAGGGGAGGGCCGAGAAAAAGGCUGGAUCCAGAUGAGCGCCGAAGGUCACGCAGUGUGGACAGUGCUCAAAUCUCCGACUCCACUUCCUCCUCGUCUUCCAGCAGAGCUUCAUCUCUGAAAGGCAUCAGGAGCACCACCCCAAGCAGCACACCUGCACCUGGGUCAGCCAGGGCUCGACUCUUCGGCAGAGGAGUUACUUUUGCAAAUGACAGUGAGGAGAACAAGCCCAACGUGCUGCUCAAAGAGACAGUGUUGAAACUACUGCACAGAGGGCAGAAAUCCAUGACUUCCUGCAGCGACCAAGUGCACGAAUCAGAUGACAGAGAUACACAGGUCACUCCUGAUCUUCUGAAAGGGCAGCAAGAACUGUCAGUAGAUCCACCUGAGGAAGCAGCAAAACAAAUGCUGUUCAUGUACCUGAAGGAUGGGACAACUGACGAUGAGCCCACCACCAACAGGAAAGUCAAUGUGCUGUUUAAAAGCAUCAACAGUUUGAAGUGGAAAACUACUGAGAAUGUGGAAGAUGAGGAAAAAGGUUAUGUGGCUCAGGUGAAGCUGCUGGAGGAGAAGCAGGCAGCGCUGGAGAAAGAAGUGUCUGAGUUAAAGAAGCAGCUGGACGUUGAGACGAAGAAUGAAAAGACUCUGGCGAAGGCAUGUGAAAAGGCCAGGACGGAGAAGAAAAAACUUCAGGAAGAGCUGGCCAAAAGUCAAGAAGAGCUUUUCAAGCUUAGAGACACACUGGCUCAAAUGGAAGCAAAACUUCAGUCAACUAAACAAGAGCUGACUCUGAUGAUUGCAGAGAGAGACCGGUCCAAGAUGGAGAUGAAAGAUCUUCAGCAGCAGCUGUCUGAGAUGCACGAUGAGCUGGAUCGAGCCAAGAAGACAGAAGUGAUAAAUACGGAGAAAGAAAUCCUUCUGAAAGAUAUGGUGCAGUUGCGUGCAGACUUUCAGGAGAUGCUACAGGUGAAGGAGGAGCAGGAGGAGGUACUGCGCCACACAGAGCAGGAGCUCACUGCCCUGAAGGGGGCGCUCAAAGAGGAGGUAGAGACCCAUGACAAAUUCGUAGCGACUCUAAAAGAAGAGUAUGAACAGGAGGUGCAAACACUCGUCAAAGAUGCAAAGCAAGCAAAAGAGAGCAACACUCUGCUGAGUCAGGAGAAGGUGGAGGCAGAGGAGCAGAGAGGUACCGUGAAGUUGCAGAUGAAGGAGUUGAGCCAGGAGAGAGAUCAACUGAAAGGAAAGGUGCAGGAGCUGAAGAGCAAAGUGGAUCAUCUUAGCAACAAAAUCCAGGAGUGCAAAGCCACAGAAAAACUGCUGGAACACAAAGCAAAGCAGGUGGAGAGAGAAAAGCAACAGGUUGAGGAGGUGCUAAAGGAUGUAAGGAAGAAUGAGGAGGAGAUGUGUCAGUCUAACCAGUUGCUCCUCACUCGCUUAGAAGAUGUUCAGUGUAAGUUAAGCAAGCUCACCCAUGAGCAUAGGGAGCUGAAAGAGAAGCUGAAGGAGGAGAGGAAGCAGACUGAGGAGCUGUGGAAGACAAAGAACGACCUGGAGGAGGAGAAGAGGCUGCAGGACAGGAUGGUGGAACAGCUGCAGAGGAAGAUGAACAGCAUCAUGGAGGAGUGCGAGUCAUGCACUGACACUCUGCAGAACCAGGUCGAUGAGGCCCGAGAGAAGAGUCAGAGAGAGCUUGCCGAGCUGCGGAGACAGCUGCAGGAAAAGGGAGCAGAGGUGGAGAAAUCCCGACACGCUGCCAAGAAACUGCAGGAAGAGCUCCUCCCCCUCAAGGACGAUCUACUCCGAUGUCAAAAGGAGCAGCAGGAGGCUCAGCUGAGGAGCCGGCAGCUGGAACAAAUGAUGGAGGAGCUGGAGGAAAGGAACACUAUCACGGUGGACGACCGCGAGCGACAGGUCAAACUCAUGGAGGGUCGUAUCCAUCAGCUGACAGAGGAUCUGAGUGAUGAACGCAGUAGCGCCGACCGCCUGAUGGAACGAUUAGACAAACACAAAGAACAGAUGGAUCAGCUGAGAAAUGAGCUGCUGCAGGAGCGAGGCCUCAGGCAGGAUCUGGAGUGUGACAAAAUGAGCCUGGAGAGACAGAAUAAAGACCUGUGGGGCAGAGUGACUCAUUUGGAAGGGUCACAGAGGACAAAUCAGGAUUCCCUUGUCUCCAAACUCAACACCCGCAUCCAGGAACUUGAAGAACGGUUGCAAGGGGAACAGAGAGACAACAACAAUCUGCAACAAGCAAACCGAAAGCUGGAGCGCAAGGUGAAGGAGAUGAAGAUGCAGGCGGACGAGGAGCACGGGAGCCUGCAGAGCCAGAGAGAUCAGCUGACUCAGAAACUAAAGACGGCAAAGAGGCAGAUGGACGAGGCAGAGGAGGAGAUCGAGCAUCUGGAACACGGUAAAAAGAAGCUACAGAGAGACCUGGAUGAGCAGAUCGAAGUCAACGAGCAGCUUCACAGCCAAAUCACUGCACUGAGAAAUGACGCCAGGCGUAAGAAGAAAUCCACCCCCCUCAUGAUGACUGUGGAGGACGAUGUGAACGAUGACCUCGGAUCUGACUGAUCUGCCAUGAAAUCAAACACCAUCCAACAAAUAUUUAUAGACUUUUUAAAUAGACGUUGGACUCACCUUUAUCUUAUGUUAAUAAUUCUUCACAGUUGUUUUUGUAAUGCUGAUGUGUUUAACUUCAGUACAGCAGUUAUGUCAUUUUUACUCAAUAACUCAAGUUAUUUUUACAAAAUAUGAUCAGAAGAUUUGAUUUGGUGUGGAGUAGUUAGAUCCACAUAAAAGGGCCAAUGUAAAUCAUUUAAAGCUACAUUUUUAACACGGGCAGAUAGCACAUCAUUAAUGAACUGAUUUUUACAAAACUGUAAAAAAGUUCUAUACAUAUUCAAUAAAGCCUUUGCAGUGUGAGUCAGAUUUG